Aspergillus bombycis is the source of this 1497-nucleotide messenger RNA. RefSeq names its product NAD(P)/FAD-dependent oxidoreductase. NCBI's taxonomy places the organism in Eukaryota, Fungi, Ascomycota, Eurotiomycetes, Eurotiales, Aspergillaceae. The record is from RefSeq and is a predicted model, not a curated record. Gene Ontology annotation, cellular component: cytoplasm. Gene Ontology annotation, molecular function: oxidoreductase activity. The transcript has 2 exons. Bases 1 to 1497 code for a protein of 498 amino acids.
AUGGCAACAAAUCAAAUCCCACACGAACUCUUAGCUAAGUUGGCUGGUCAAAUCGUCCAGGAUCCCGGCAUUCCAGUCGCAGCGCCAACUGUUUCAGCAUGGCAAGAGCCAGCACAUCCCAUCGCGACUAUCCAGUCCGACGAUCUGCCGCAGCGCACUGACUUUGCCAUCAUCGGUUCUGGUAUCACUGGUACCAGCGUUGCUAAAACAGUCCUUGAACAUGGACUAGCACACGAUAAGACGGUCACUAUGUUUGAAGCUCGGUCUCUGACUACCGGGGCAACUAGUCGCAAUGGGGGCUUCCUGCUAAGCCAUGCUCCGCCGUUCUUCAAACGUUAUGCCGAGACUUUUGGGACCGAUGCUGCCAGACAAAUUGCCCUAUUCUGUGACCGCACACUGGAAAGCAUCGUGGACAUGGCUAAGGCUGAGAAUCUUGAUAAGGCAAGCCAGAUCAGAGACGUCACGACUGUUGCUAGCUUCGAAGAUGAGGAAGGGUUCGCCGAUGUGACCGAAUCUAUUCGCAUGUAUGAAGAGGCUAUUCCUGAAGCCAAAGGAAAAUAUACAAUCAUCAAUAAGGAAACAGCAGAGAAGGAGUAUCAUCUCAAGAAGUCUAGCGGUGCUCUUGUCGUUCAUUCUCGGGUUUUCUGGCCAUACAGACUGGUCACAAACCUUCUGCAGCGCCUUCUCCAACUUUACCCAGAGCGUUUUGCAAUCGAGACCCAGACACCAGCAAUCUCAAUCAUCAUCGAUGGGUCCGACAACGAAUACCCCUACAUAUUGACAACUCCCAGGGGGACUGUGAGAGCCGCAAAGGUCUUCCACUGCACCAGUGGUUUUACAGGCCACCUUCUACCCAAGCUCAGGGGAGCGAUCUUCCCUUGCCGACUCUCCAUGACAACUCAGAAGCCGGGACCCCAGUGGGGGAAUCGCCCCAACUCAUGGCUCUUUCAUUCAAAGCAAUCAUACGAUGCCAGCACCACCUUAGUCGAGCAAGGCCUAUACUGGAUGCAGCAAAAUGCAGAAACUGGUGAUCUAUUUGUUGGAGGCGACCUACAGAGGCUGGAUGAUUUUCUGUCCUCGGACGAUUCUGUCAUCAGCGCGGACUCCGCGAGAAACCUUACUGAUUUGCUCCCUAAGAGGCUCUUCAAGGAAGGCUGGACCAACCCCAUCACGAAUACGAUAAUGACCUCCGCCACUGCCCUUCAUAGAAUCUGGUCUGGAAUCCUCAGCAUGACCGCUGAUCAAGUCCCGAUUGUGGGGAGUGUGCCGACAAGUGUCAGCGGUAGAAAGGUUGAAGGAGGAGAGUGGAUUGCGGCCGGCUUCAAUGGAUACGGCAUGUCGCAGUGUUGGUUAUGUGGCGAGGCUAUUGCUCGUAUGGCGAUGGGAGAGCCAAAACCAGAGUGGCUCCCGGAUGUCUACUUGAGUACUGAGAAGCGUCUUGGAGACGAGGUGUCCAUGGGCCCAGACGCGGCUUUGGCGUCCUUCUUUGCGAGGUAA